CUGCAAUUUGUUUUGUUUCAUCCAAAUUUGUGAAUCUCUGAGUGUUCGUCUUCACCAACAUGCUCUCUCGUUUGUUCCUUAGACCUUCGAAUCUACGACUCGUAACCCUAGUUUCAUCCAAAUCAAAUUCUCAGAUCUUCUCCUCGUUUAUUCGUCCUCUUUCCACUAACAGUAGCGGCGGCGGAAAUGGUGAUGGGAAUGGGCGUAAUCGGAAUGAUGCUCCGUGGAGUUUUACUGGAGUAAACGAUGACAAGUCCGGACCUUUCACUUCCGAUGAUUCUUGGGGUUCUUCUGGAGUUGCAGGAUCUGGUUCAGCUGGUGAAGAGGGGAAAUGGCCGGAGGAGCCUAAGAGAUGGAAUAUAAAGGAGGAAGAUGAUAAGGUUGUGUUUGAUACUGGUGGAGAAAUGAGUCAAGGGAUUGAAACUGGACGCGAGAGGAGGGGCAAUGACUGGGGGGAGACUAAGCGAUGGGAUAUGAAGGACGGAGAGGAUAAAGGCGUGUUUGGUGCUGGAAGUGAGGUGGUGAAUGGAUUUGGAACGAGUGGAGAGGUGAAAUCUAAUGAAUCGGUAGGUUCUAAGCCAUGGAAUUUGAAGGAGGAGGAUGAGGGAGUUGUGUUUGACAUUGGAGGUGAGGUGCCGUUGAGCUUUGAAAACAGCUUGGAAAUGGCGGAGGAAGAGCGUGUGAAGAAGGAAUUAAUGGAGAAAGAGGAGAAGGAGCUUCUUGAGGUUAUCAAGGGUCCUGAUCGAGCAUUUGGAGACCUCAUUGCUAAGUCAGGUAUAACAGAUGAAAUGCUAGAUAGUUUAAUAGCCUUGAAGGAUUUCCAAGGGGUCGAAGGAUUGCCUCCUCUGACUGAGAUUGAAAAUCUGCGCCGUGAGAAAAGUUCAAAGAAGUCCUCAAGAGCUGAUAUAGAACUCCAGAUGCAAGAAGACAUUGCCAAAGCACGGGUGAGACAGGUCGACGAAACGGGUAGAGCCUAUGGAACCGGAAGAAGAAAAUGUAGCAUUGCCCGUGUUUGGAUUCAACCUGGGGAAGGAAAAUUUGUUGUUAACGAGAAAGAAUUUGAUUCCUAUUUCCCUAUGCUUGAUCAUCGUGCUGCUCUUCUACGCCCACUUGCUGAAACCAAAACCUUGGGUCGUUGGGAUAUUAAGUGCACUGUUAAAGGCGGUGGUACCACAGGUCAAGUUGGAGCUAUUCAAUUGGGUAUCAGCAGGGCAUUGCAAAACUGGGAACCAGAUAUGCGAACAUCACUUCGAGCUGCUGGUUUUUUGACAAGAGACUCACGAGUUGUGGAAAGGAAGAAACCUGGAAAAGCCAAGGCAAGAAAGAGUUUCCAAUGGGUCAAACGUUAAAUCCAAAAAGCGUACGAUAGCUUCCUUUUUUUUUUUUUUUGUCUCUGUCAUUUUCAUUGGUUCAUCUACACUUAUACCGGGUUUAGAAGAAUCACCGGCAAAUAACUUGUUCUUUUGGUUCGAUCCCUUAGUUAUCUUCUUGUACCAACACAUUCUUGGAAACUUGAGUUUCUUUGGUUUAUGAGUCGGACACAUAUUUUUGUAUUGUUUUGUUCCGACAAUAUGUCCUACUUCUUCAAAAGAUAAUGUUCAACUCAA
Messenger RNA from Capsella rubella, 1607 nucleotides. RefSeq lists its product as uncharacterized. Gene Ontology annotation, cellular component: cytosolic small ribosomal subunit; ribosome. Gene Ontology annotation, molecular function: RNA binding; structural constituent of ribosome. NCBI's taxonomy places the organism in Eukaryota, Viridiplantae, Streptophyta, Magnoliopsida, Brassicales, Brassicaceae. The transcript is spliced from 4 exons. The record is from RefSeq and is a predicted model, not a curated record. The coding region runs from base 60 to 1349 and encodes 429 amino acids. Gene Ontology annotation, biological process: translation.